Lottia gigantea (owl limpet) is the source of this 1103-nucleotide messenger RNA. RefSeq lists its product as hypothetical. Lineage: Eukaryota; Metazoa; Mollusca; Gastropoda; Lottiidae. The transcript has 3 exons. The record is from RefSeq and is a predicted model, not a curated record. The annotation marks the transcript as partial.
AUAAUUUUACCAAACCACCCUGUGAUAAAGAUCCAUCCAGUAUGCCUUAUUUAGGUCACUUAUCAACAGUGCCACCUGUAGAACUAGAACCAGAGUUCUCCCCCUUUCUAACUGACUAUACGGCCACUGUGGGUUAUAAUACAUUGUUGAUGAAGGUCAUGGCCUUUGCUAAAAGUUGUUCAUCCCAGGCUAGGCUGGAAGACAAACAAGGAGAUAGUGGAGUUGUGGAAUACACUUUAUUACCACUCAAUAUUAUGGUGUCUGUCUGCAUUAUUCAUUAUGAUGUCUGCAUUAUUCGUGAUGAUGUCUGCAUUAUUCGUGAUGAUGUCUGCAUUAUUCGUUAUGAUGUCUGCAUUAUUCGUGAUGUCCACAUUAUUCGUGAUGUCCACAUUAUUUGUGAUGAUGUCUGCAUUAUUUGUGAUGAUGUCUGCAUUAUUCGUGAUGAUGUCUGCAUUAUUCAUGAUGAUGUCUGCAUUAUUCGUUAUGUCCACAUUAUUCGUGAUGUCCACAUUAUUUGUGAUGAUGUCUGCAUUAUUUGUGAUGAUGUCUGCAUUAUUCGUGAUGAUGUCUGCAUUAUUCGUGAUGAUGUCUGCAUUAUUCGUGAUGUCCACAUUAUUCGUGAUGUCCACAUUAUUCGUGAUGUCCACAUUAUUUGUGAUGAUGUCUGCAUUAUUUGUGAUGAUGUCUGCAUUAUUCGUGAUGAUGUCUGCAUUAUUCAUGAUGAUGUCUGCAUUAUUCGUUAUGUCCACAUUAUUCGUGAUGUCCACAUUAUUUGUGAUGAUGUCUGCAUUAUUUGUGAUGAUGUCUGCAUUAUUCGUGAUGAUGUCUGCAUUAUUCGUGAUGAUGUCUGCAUUAUUCGUGAUGUCCACAUUAUUCGUGAUGUCCACAUUAUUCGUGAUGUCCACAUUAUUUGUGAUGAUGUCUGCAUUAUUUGUGAUGAUGUCUGCAUUAUUCGUGAUGAUGUCUGCAUUAUUCGUGAUGUCCACAUUAUUCGUGAUGUACACAUUAUUUGUGAUGAUGUCUGCAUUAUUCGUGAUGAUGUCUGCAUUAUUCGUGAUGAAAUUGUCCGCAUUAUUCAUUAUGCUGUGCACUGUGUACAGUGA